Molecule: messenger RNA, 930 nt
Organism: Cyclopterus lumpus (lumpfish)
Lineage: Eukaryota; Metazoa; Chordata; Actinopteri; Perciformes; Cyclopteridae
Gene: cavin4b
Product: caveolae associated protein 4b
Exons: 2
Coding region: 1-930 (309 amino acids)
Biological process (GO): regulation of gene expression
Cellular component (GO): caveola; cytoplasm
Source: RefSeq, a predicted model, not a curated record
AUGACAGACAAACCGGGCGUGCCGGCGGGCGACGACGCGGGCAGCAUCAUGGCGCUGCUGGAGCGCGUGGCCGGCCUCAUGGACAGCGUGCAGACCACGCAGCAGCGCAUGGAGGAGCGGCAGCUGGAGCUGGAGAGCACGGUGAAGACCAUCCAGACGGACGUGGUCAAGCUGACCAGUGACCACGCCAACACCAGCUCCACCGUGGACCGGCUGCUGGAGAAGACGCGCAAGGUCAGCCGCCACGUCAAGGACGUCCGGGUGCGUGUGGAGAACCAGAACGUCAGGGUGAAGAAGGUGGAGGCCACCCAGGGAGACCUCCUGGCCAAGAACAAGUUCAGGGUGGUCAUUUACCAGGGUGACCAGGAGGUGAAGGCCGUCACGCCGGGCAUCGAGCCAGCAGAACCCAGCGGCAGCACCGGCGCCAGAGCUGACGUGGAACCGGACAAGUUCGAGCUCCCUCCAGACUCGGAUGAGGAGUACAUGGUGGUGGAAGAGGCCGACUCCUCUGCGGCCGGCCGCGCGAAGAAGACGGGGCUGACGCGCAUCGAGAGCUUCAAAGCCACCUUCUCCAAGGAGAACAUGAGCAAGACCCGCGAGAACCUGGGCACCAAGGUCAACAAGUUCGGCGAGCGCAUCGUGACGGCCGAGAGGCGCGAGAAGAUCCGCCAGUCCGGCGAGAGGCUGAAGCAGUCGGGCGAACGGCUGAAGGAAACCAUCGGCAAGAGCGUCCCGGCCAAGCUCAACCUGAAGAAGGAGAGGACUGUGGCGGAGGGCCAGGAAGGAGCCGAGGGCGCCGCCGAGGGAACCGCACCCGUCCCGCCUCCAAAGGGCCGCAAGAGCGGCCCGGACGCCGCUAAGGCGGCCGGCGCCGAGGGCAAGGCGGCCGAGUCCGAGGUGCCGAUGUACGACAUGAAGCAGCUAUCGUAA